AUGACUUUUUUUAUUGAUGAACAAGAAAUUAAUCCAACUACUUUAGUUGAUUAAUUUGAAUUUUUAUACUUGCAUAUUAGAGAAAAUUAUGAAACUACUAGUAAAAAGUUUAGACUGUUGUAAACAAAAGUGUCUGGAGCUUGCUCUAUAGGUUAAUUUAAAAAUAAAGAUAGUACUUGCGGUACUUGUACAUCAAAUUGUAAUUUCUGCUCAGAUAGUGGUUCUAGUAGUUGCUUUGUUUGCAAAGAUACUUAUUACUAAUCAGGAACUAAUGACUUUUUUAGAGUAAAAGGAUCCUGUUCCAAUGGAUCUUCAGGUUGUGGUUCUUAUCAUACCAAAGUUAGUGGUAAAUGUUGUCUUUACAAUUGCAAAAGUUGUGACUAAUACGAUAAAUGCUUAACUGCAGGUACUAAUUAAAUUUUUAACUAUAAAAAUAAUGACCUGUAAACAAAAUCAGGUGUUUGUCUAAGUUCUGUUAAUUUAUAUAACGCUGCUUGCGUUUGCGCUCCUGGAUAAUAUAAUAAUAGUGCUAGCUCUAUUACUUGCUCUGCUUGUCCUACUAACUGCAACAGGUGUGGAAAGCCUUCAAGUACAAUUAUAUGUGUUAUAUGCAAGUCCGGAUACUAUUUAUCUUCAUCAGGAAAUUGUGUUCAAUGUGGACCAAACACAUUUACAUAAUAUUUAUUAAGGGAUGAUCUUGCAGAUGAAGGUAAUCCUUUUUCUUAUUGCUUAGACUGUGACUCUUCUUGCAAUGGAUGUACAAAUUAUGAUUAAUAUAGUUGCAUUGAUUGUAAAGCAGGGUGGUAUAAAUUUGUUUAAUUAGAUGGUAAAACAAUAUGCAUGGAUUGUUAAGCCAGUUUAGGAUAUUUUGUGAAAGGCGGUCAGUGUUAUAAUCAAUGCGGACCUAAUUGCUAAGCUUGUGAUUAAAAUUUAGCAUCAGAAUGUACAAACUGUUUGUCUGGUUUCUAUCUUAAAGUUGAUACAAAAACAUGUGAUCCCUGCAAUUUAAAUUAUUACUACAAAUCUUCGAGUCAAUGUCUUAAAUGUGUUGAUAAGUGUAAAACCUGUACUUCAGGAACAUCUUGCACUUUAUGUGAUACAGGAUUUUUUGUAAAAGGAGGCAAUACAUGUGAUAUAUGUAGCUCAAAUACAGGUUUUUAUUAAGAUGUUCCUAACAAUAAAUGCUUAGCAUGUGCAUAAUUUUGUCUAAAUUGUACUGGUGGUUAACCAUAAAACUGUACCUAAUGUUAAACAGACUACUAUAAAUAUGAUAAUAAUACAGAAAAUAAUCCUGCUGAUGAUUAUUGUAUUGACUGCAAUUUAUCUGGUGGAUAUUUUCUUGAUGGUACUACAUGCAGAAAAUGUUAAGCUAAUUGCCAAAAAUGUUCUAAUAAAUUAACCUGUGAUCUUUGUAAUACAGGUUUUUAUGUAGACCAAACUACUGGUACAUGUAUAUCUACUUGUGAUACUUCUUAAGGAAAUUACAUAUGGAACGGAACUCAUUGCAAAAAAUGUGAUUCUGACUGUUAGACAUGCAAAGGAGGUGCAAAAACAGAUUGCAUUAACUGUGCCCCCUCUAAAUAUAAAUUCGAUUAAAAUAACACUCCAGGUGAUACAAGCGAUGACAUAUGUGUAAAGUGUGAUCAAAUUUAAUAAUUUGUUAAUAUUGAUAAUAUAUGUAAAAGAUGCGAUCCUACAUGCUAAACAUGUAACAGCACUACAAAUACAGGAUGCAUUAAAUGCUAAUCAGGUUUAAGCAAGAGAAAUUUUGUUUGUCUGAAUUGUUCAACAAUUUAAAGUACUUAUGUUGAUAUUGAUCAAUGCAAAGAUUGUGAUCCUUCCUGUCAAUCUUGCUCAAAAGCAGGAAAUUAAUGUGAUGUUUGUAAAUCUGGUUUUUCUAGACAAUCAAAUAGUUGCAUAGAUUGCUCAAAACUUUCAAAUUAUUAUGUAGAUUUCACAAUUAAUAAAACGGAAGGAGAAUGCAAGUAAUGUGAUUCAUCUUGUGCAACUUGUUAUGACGGAACCCCUACUGGCUGUAAAACUUGUGCAAGUGGAAAAUAUAGAUUAGGCAACUUAUGUGUUAGUUGUAAUCUAGAUAAAUAAAUAAAAAAUGAUAAUACCUAAACCUGUGAUGAUUAAUGCCAUCCAUCAUGUAAAUAUUGCUCAGGUUCUUCUGAAACUGAAUGCUUGAAAUGCGAAGUUGGAUAUUAUAAGUUAGGAAAUAAAUGUGUUUAGUGCAAUUAAGAUAAAUAUUUUAAAAAUGAAAACACAUAGACUUGUGAUUAAUGCCAUUCUUCCUGCAAAACUUGUAGUGACUCAUCUAAUCUUGGUUGUUUAGUUUGUGAUGAUGCCAUGAAAAGAUAUUAAGAUGGUACUUGCUAAGUAUGUGAUCCAGCUAAUUCACCCUAUUUUAUAUCAGGUAAUAAUUGCUUAAAAUGCGAUUCUUCCUGCUUAACAUGUACUGGUGAUAAAGAUACCUAAUGUACUUAGUGCAAUAAUCCUGCAUAUAAAAUAAGAGAAGUAGUAAAUUAAUGUAUGCCAUGUCCUGAUAAUUACUUUUCGAUAAAUAAUUAUUGUUACAAAUGUCAUUCUUCCUGCGAAACAUGUUAAGGUUCUAAUGAUGAUAAAAGCUGUACUAAAUGUAAAGCAGGAUUUAAUUUCCAUUAAGAUAAUACAUGUAGUGAAUGCUUAGUAAAUAAUAAAUUUUACAUAGAUGCUAAUGAUAAUGUAUGCAAAAGUUGUGACUCCACUUGCUUGACAUGUACAGGACCUAGUAAAUUCGAAUGCACAAAUUGUGACGGAACAUUAAAAAAGCUCAAAGAUAAUACUUGUGUUGAUUGUCCAUUAAUAGGAUUCUAUGUAAAUGGUGAAAGAUGCUACAAAUGUGAUUCCACAUGUAAAACUUGUGAUGGUGAAAAUGAUACUAGUUGCACUCAAUGCUAAGAUAAUUUAUAUAAAUUUAUUGAUGACGGAAAAUGCAAGACUUGUAACAAAGAAAAUAAAUUAUAUAUCGACACUCAAGAUAAUAAUAUUUGUAAGCACUGCCAUACAACUUGUAAAGAAUGCUAAAAUGGAACAGAUACAGGUUGUACUAUUUGUAAUGAUAACCUUUAUAAAAUGAAAGAUUAAACCUGUUAAACCUGCCCUGAUCAACACUUUUUCAAAUAAGGAGAAUUUUGUAUAGAAUGUGAUUAAUCUUGCCUCACAUGCUCAGAUAACACUAACAAAUGUAUCAAAUGCGAUAAUACUAAAGGUUACUAUUUUGAUAAAAAUAAUUUCUGUAGAAUAUGUGAAAGUGAUAAAUCUUUUUAUAUUUCUGGUGAAUUUUGCAAACCUUGUUUCUCAAAUUGCAGUACAUGCUUAGGUGGUUUAUCUACUGAAUGUAAAACUUGUUUAAAUCCUACUGAAAAAUUGAUGCCUGAUAAUAGCUGCAAUAUUUGUACAACUGAUAAUUAUUUUAUGCAAGGAGAUAGAUGUGUCCCAUGCGAUCAAACUUGUAAAUAAUGUCAUGGUGCUUCUGCAAAUGAAUGCACACUAUGCUAGAAUGGAUAGUAUUUAUUUAAGGAUAAUUCUUGUGCCAUAUGCCCUAGUGAAGGUUAUUUUAUAAAGGAUAUUAAUUGUUUUUAGUGUACUUAAAAUUGUAAAAUUUGUACAAAUGAAAAUAAUGAUGGUUGCUAGUAAUGUAUGGGAAGUAAAAAAUUAGAUAAAAAUAAUGUUUGCAUAGAUUGCCCAAUAACUGAAUUUUACUAAACACCUACUUAAUGUCUUGAAUGCCAUUAAAAUUGUCUUACUUGUAAUAAUGAAGACUCUACAAGUUGUUUAACUUGUAAAACUGGAUUUAGUAAAAUGUUAGAUGGUAGUUGUCAAACAUGUCCCUUAACUAAUUUUUAUGAUGAUGGAAUUAAUUGCACUCCAUGCCAUCCUUCAUGUGAAGUUUGUAAAGGACUUACAGAAAAUGAUUGUUUAAAUUGUCCAAGUGGCAAAUAUUUUAUGCCAGAUAAAACUUGCAAAGUGUGUCCAAUAAAUAAUCAAUUUUACAUAGAUGGCUUAUAGUGCGUACCUUGUUUUGAAGGCACAUGCUAAAUGGAAAGGAAAAAAAUUAAUGUUCAACAUGUUAAACAGGACUUUAUUUAUAUUCAGAUAAUUAAUGUGGAAGUUGUAGUGAAAAUUAUUAUUUCAGGGAUGAUCAAAAUAUGCUAUAAAUGUAGAGAAUGUGAUAUAAAUAAUAAAAAAUUUAUUUCAUAAACAAAUAUAUGCUUAGAUUGCGAUAGUUCUUGUAAGACUUGCAACAACGAAUAGCCAGAUUAAUGUAAAUCAUGUGAAAGUAAUUUAUAUUUUAGAGAUAGUUUAUGUUAGGUUUGCCCAGAUGAGCACUUCUUCAUUUAAGGGACUUAUUGUUUGAAAUGUGAUAGUACCUGCUUAAAAUGUUCAAAUAGUAAAGCAACAGAUUGCAUUUCUUGUGAUAAUAAUAAUUUUAUUAACGAGGAUUCAAAACUUUGUUAACCAUGUGAUACUAGCAACAAAUAUUUUUAAAAUGGAUUUUAUUGUAGAAAGUGCCUUCCUUCAUGCAAAACUUGUAACAAUACUAGCAAAUGUUUAACAUGUGAUGAUGGUUUAUCCUUUAUGGAAGAUGGUACUUGCAAAGUAUGUAAUACUGAUCAUGGUUUCUAUAUAGAAGCCAGUACUAACACUUGUAAAAAAUGCAUUUAAAACUGUUUAAAAUGUUCAAGUUCAACUUCAUGUGAUGUUUGUUAAAGUGGAUUUAUUUUAAGAAUAGAUGGAUCAUGUGGUAACUGUGAUUCAAACCAAUAUGCUGAUUAAAAUUAAAAAUGCUAAAACUGUCAUUCAUCUUGUGCCACAUGCAAUGGUCCAGAUGCAACGAAUUGUUUAAGUUGUUCAAAUAGUUAACUAUUUAUCAGAUUAGAUACUAAACUAUGUGACAAAUGUGACUCUAACUAAUAUGUUGAUGGAAAUAAAUGUGCUAAUUGCCAUUCUGAUUGCGCUACUUGUUCAGGUCCUCUUGAUUAAGAUUGCAAAACAUGCUCUAACAACUCAAAGUAAUUUUGUGAUAAUGCAAAAGUUGCCGCAUUUGGAAAAUAGAAUAAUAAUUCAUCUUUAAUUUGUGAAAAAUCUUGUUUAACUUGUAACUCAACAUGCAAAACUUGCUUUUCAUCUACUUCUUAAGGAUGUAUGAAUUGCUCUACAGGAACACUAAAGGCAGAUUUUUCAUGUUCUGUUUGUGGUAUUGGAGAAUAUUUAGACUCAUAAACUAAAACAUGCAGAAAGUGUUCUGUUAAUUGCAAUCAAUGUACAAGUUUAAACUAAUGUACUUAGUGCAAAGAUGGAUAUAUAAAUGUAUCUGGUAAAUGCUACUCGUGCCCUCCUGGAUAAUUUGUUGAUGUAGAUACAAAAUGUAAGUAAUGUCACUUUGAUUGCAAGACAUGUAUUAAUAAAAAUAAUACUGACUGCCUAGUUUGUAGUGAUUCUAACAAAUUCUUAAAUUAAAAUAAUUUAUGUGUUGAUAAAUGCGAUCUUGGAUAUAUUAGGCACACAGUUUUAAAUAAAUGUGUAAGAUGCUAAUAUAAAAUGAUAAACGGUAAUUUAGAAUGUCUUGAAGAGUGUCCUGACUAAAGUGGAUGCUCAAUUACCUGCUUAGACAAUUCUUUUAAAUUAAAUGAUUAAUAAUGCUAAUGCAACUAGAAUUAUUAGUUUAUUUAAAAUUCUGUUAACAAAUGUGAGAUCUAGUGUGGAAAAAAUGCCAUAAAAGUUGAUUAAAACACAUGUCAGUGUUAGGAUUCUACUUAUGAAUUUGUUCCUUUAUCUUAUACAACCUGCCGUGUCAAGUGUGGACUUAAUGCUGCAAAUUUAGAUGAAAAUACUUGUAGUUGUAAAAAUGGCUUUUCAUUUAAGCCUUCUACAAACAAUACCGUUUGUUAGAUUGAUUAUGGAUUGAGUGCUUUUAGAGUAGAUGAAAAUUCUUGUUAAUGCAAUCCAAAUUACAAAUUUACUGCUGGAUCAAAAAUAAAUUGUGAAAUAGUUUGUGGUUUCAAGGCUUCUCAAAUUGAUACCUAAACCUGUGGUUGCGAGAAAGGUUAUUCUCUUGUACCUUCAUCAAAGACUGAAUGCUAAAUAGACUGCUUAGAAAAUACUGACAGAGUAGAUAAUAAUACAUGCAAAUGUAAGUCAGGUUUUAGCUUUGUUUAAAACUCGUAUGUUUAGUGUUAAAUUAAUUGUGGCCUCUUUGCUUAGAAUAAUGAUAUUAAUACUUGUAAAUGUCUUUAAGGAUACGAGUAUCAGGCUAAUUCUUAAAUAAACUGCUAGCUAAAAUGUUUAGAUAAUUCAGCCAGAGUUGAUGCUUCAACCUGUAAAUGCAAUGAUGGAUUUGAAUUUGUUUAACAUUCAAAAGCUUAAUGUCAAAAAAAAUGUGGUACUUACGCAAAAAACAAAAAUUUACUUACUUGUUAAUGUCUGGAUGGUUAUGAAUUUGUAUCAGGUAGUAGUACAGUUUGUAUGAUAACAUGUGGUAAACAUGCAUCAAGACUAAACAAUGAUACUUGUAGUUGCGAUACAGGUUAUCAAUUUAUUUAAAAUUCCUAAAGAGAAUGUUAAAUUACUUGUGGAAGAAAUGCAUCUAAUAAAGAUUAAGUUACAUGUAUAUGCAAGAAUGAAUUUUAAUUUGAAUAGAAUUCAACUACUGAUUGUGAAAUAGUGUGUGGCGUUAAUUCGUCACCUCUUACAAAGGAUUAAUGUCAGUGCAACCCAGGUUAUGAACUUGCACCUAAUUCUUUAGCAAACUGCUAAUUAAAAUGCGGCGCUAAUGCUAUAAAUAAAGGAUAUGAUCAAUGUGUCUGUAAAACUGGAUUUUAUUACCGGUCCAAAAAAAACUGA
Molecule: messenger RNA, 6888 nt
Organism: Tetrahymena thermophila SB210
Lineage: Eukaryota; Ciliophora; Oligohymenophorea; Hymenostomatida; Tetrahymenidae
Product: zinc finger lsd1 subclass family protein
Exons: 5
Source: RefSeq, a predicted model, not a curated record